This is a messenger RNA of Archocentrus centrarchus (flier cichlid), 1295 nucleotides long. It is a transcript of the gene timm13, whose product is annotated as translocase of inner mitochondrial membrane 13 homolog (yeast). NCBI's taxonomy places the organism in Eukaryota, Metazoa, Chordata, Actinopteri, Cichliformes, Cichlidae. The coding region runs from base 116 to 403 and encodes 95 amino acids. The transcript has 3 exons. The record is from RefSeq and is a predicted model, not a curated record.
GCUUCUGUCAAGGGCAACGGAAACUCACGUCGGCUAAGGUUAGCAGGGGCUUUUUGCACGUGUAUUGAAAGUAGCUCAGCAAAGCUGCAGUUUGAAACAAACGACUGUGACGGAAAUGGACGGAUUUGGUUCAGACUUCUCAGCGGGAGGGUCCGGCGGGAAAAUGGACACCGGUACCAUUAUGGAGCAGGUCAAGGUCCAGAUCGCGGUGGCUAACGCGCAAGAGCUGCUGCAGAGAAUGACAGACAAAUGCUUCAAGAAGUGCAUAAGCAAGCCUGGAAGCACACUGGACAACUCUGAACAGAAAUGUAUCGCCAUGUGUAUGGACCGAUAUAUGGACACCUGGAAUACUGUGUCCCGAACAUACAACUCCAGAUUGCAGAGAGAAAGAGCACGCAUGUGAACACCCCGCUCUUCAUCCUUCCCUUCUACAGGCUGCUGUGUACAGCUAGGACCAGCACAGUGCUCUGCAGGAGGUCACAAGCUGUGCACAACUUUGCCACGGCAGCCGCACAACAUCAGUCACAAUACCUCUCAGGCAGGCAGGCAGGCAGAGCAGAGCCUGCGGACUGCAGCCAUGACAGUGUCUCUGUGGACAUUUUUAUUUUGCUCGGAGGAACAGCUCACUACCAAUGUUGAAGUGAUUGUAUCUUUUAUGUUUGAAAUAUAAGUCAUCUUUUGCAUGUCAUUGCCAUUUUGAUUGGAAACUCUAAAUUGCCUGUUUAAGUGUGAAUGUGUUUUAAAGUGUAUGCUAGCUCUGUGAUGUGAGAUUCAGCCCAUUGUGCUGCUAAACAGUCCAGAAGCAGUUUGGAAAAAUGAUAUUGCUACAAUGUGGCAGUCACAAGUUGGUCAGCUAAUGUUGCUCAAUAGAAACGCCUUACUUAGUGUGACUUAUCUCCCUGUCCAUUGAAUGCUUGUGUGCUGGCGCCCUUGGGGGGAUUAAAAAAAAAAGAAAAAGUGUAAAACAGCUGCUUAGAAAUUAUCGGGAAGAAUUGAGUAACUCUGUUUUCACUGCCAUGAAUUUGACAUUUACAAGCUUCCAAACAGACCUAUAUCAAAGUACACCUGGAGAACAACACUGUUUUGUCUGACAUGUUUUCUAGUUGUCACUCUAUCUGCUGCCCUCCACAGUAGUGGGUUUGUUUCAGCGGGGGUCUCCCUCGCUAGACGGGUUACUGCCCCUUUCUUAGUUUUGUGUGCGUGGUUUGUUAGAUGUCUGGGAACCACCUCCUGAGUUUGUGUAGGGAGCCAGAAAAGUCUGAACAUCAUUUGCAAGGAGUGACCCCCCCCCCCCC